This is a messenger RNA of Pangasianodon hypophthalmus (striped catfish), 2250 nucleotides long. RefSeq names its product mitochondrial pyruvate carrier 2b (gene mpc2b). NCBI's taxonomy places the organism in Eukaryota, Metazoa, Chordata, Actinopteri, Siluriformes, Pangasiidae. Bases 233 to 613 code for a protein of 126 amino acids. Gene Ontology annotation, cellular component: mitochondrial inner membrane. The transcript has 5 exons. The record is from RefSeq and is a predicted model, not a curated record. Gene Ontology annotation, biological process: pyruvate import into mitochondria. Gene Ontology annotation, molecular function: pyruvate transmembrane transporter activity.
AAAACGGGUAAAGCAAGCUUGCUAACCCUGCAGGCUUGCAUGUUUCAAGACCGGCACAAAGGUCGAAAGUAGGGCGAGUGGAUAGAUAUAUAUGUUAGGGCAGGUUUAUGACUGAUUUGCUUGUCUAGACAGACUCUCACCUCGAAGAACUAUCUCGGGGGGAGUAGCGCGAGCGCUGCGUCGUGCCUUAAACAGUUUAGUUGUUUUUAGCCGCGGUUAAGGAGCAGUGAUCAUGGCUAUGGUAGGACUGAGAGCCUCCUAUCACAGGGUGCUGGGCAGGAUCGAGCAUUUACUGCCUGCCAAACUGAGACCUGUGUACAACCACCCUGCAGGUCCCAAGACGGUUUUCUUCUGGGCACCAAUGUUUAAAUGGGGCCUGGUGAUAGCUGGUUUAGCAGACCUAACCAGACCAGCUGAAAAACUCAGCACAUCGCAGUCUGCAGUGCUGACAGCAACAGGUCUUAUCUGGUCCAGGUAUUCACUGGUUAUUAUACCAAAGAACUGGAAUCUGUUUGCUGUCAACUUCUUUGUUGGAGGUGCAGGUGCAUCUCAGCUCUUCCGAAUAUGGAAGUACAACCAACAACAGAAAGCAAAGAAGACUGCAGAGGCUUAAUGCUGCUGACACAUCAGAGCCAUUUGAUGGACUGAAAGGGAAUCCAGGUUAAGUUAAUCCUCAGAAAACUACGGCCACCUUUUUUAGUGUGUUACAUUUUUAUCAUCUAGUGUAAUCCGUUGUUACUUAGUAAACCCUAACUGCUCUGAUGAAAACAAAUGUCAAUGACGCACAAUACUAAUACAAUAAGCAGUUUUCUGUACAGUAGUAAGUUCUUUAAUCACAUUUAAAAGAGGUGCUUUUCCUGAUUCUUUAUAAUUGCAAUCUUAAUACUUCCUAUAGACACCUCAAUUAAUGUAAUGCAAGGAAUAGCUCAAGAUAAAUUGGAAUUCUUGGAGAAAUAUUUAUUUAGCAGUUGUAGACAUUAAAACAUAUUUGUUUUAAUUUGUUAGUCAUAUAAGAAAUAACAUUUUUGGUGGUACCCAUGCAUUUUGUCUGACUACUUGUCAAGUUAAAUUGAGUUAUAAAUAAAACGUACAUUAAAGUGAACAUAUUCCUAAAUCACAGUGUAUUUCUUUAUAGUUCCUCUAUAGAAUAUUGGGAAGCAGUAUUACUAGUAAAGCAUUUUCAGAGAUACCACUAUAGAAAAAUGGAAUAAAAGGUUUUCAUUUUUUCCUUCAACUUGUGUGUGUGUGUGUAAUGUUAUAUAUAUAUAUAUAUAUAUAUAUAUAUAUAUAUAUAUAUAUAUAUAUAUAUAUAUAUAAUAUGAAUGAAUGAUACCGAAAACCGAAUAUCUGUGUCCAACAAUUUUGCAUCAAGCUUUUUAAAUGUCAUUUAAUUUCUCGUUCCUGUUUUGAAGCAGUAUAACCAGGUGCAUAUUUGGCAUCCACCACACCACAGAGAAGGUGUAUAACAGACGUUUAAAUUCAAAAUAAGUGUUCUGAAAAUAGACAUUGUUUGUUCCUGAAGUGUUUAAAAGCAAUCAUGCUGUCUGGUAAAUCAUUUAGAAGCUUAAUAAUACAUAAUCACAAGCUUAAUCACAUCAGUUUGUAAAUUGUCUAAAUGCUGUCAAAUUUUCAAAAGCUGUCAAACUAUCUGUGAUACACAAGAUUGUUUAAUGUUGUAGAGUUGUAAUGUUUAAAUGCUAAUCCUAAAUUGGAAAUGUAAACAUCAGAACAUAAUUGCUAAAUAAAUUGGUGAGUUAUUUCAGCGCCAGUGUAAGAAAGUGUCAAAAUUGACACUGAGGCUCCUGGUUAUCAAAUGCUGUAAGAGUUUUCAUAGAAGCGGUCUACAAUAACAAGCAAUUUCUCAAAUUACUUAACACUUUUUUUUUUUUUUUUUGCUUCUUCUUCAAUGGCGUAAAAGCAUGAAUCAUUGAAGCUUUCCAGCCAACCGUGUUAAGAAAGUGGUUCAUUUCUUGAGUCCAUCCAGUGUCCACUACAGGCCUCUAGUGAUCAAAAAAAGACCUGUACCAUGUGUUUUUAGACUGUAAUUUUAAACUCACCUUCAAAUCUGCCUAUUUUUUUUUUUUUUCUUUCAAAUGUUUGUAACAAUGCCUGUAGCCGUACUUCCUUCAAUGCAAAAAAAAAAUUGUCCAUGCUUUAAGUAGCUGUCAUACUGAUUAUUGUAAUACUUUGUUUAUUGGUCUACCAGCUUAAACCUUGAACAAAUUUCAAUAAAUACUCCUGGAAUACUAA